AACUUGGAUCAUUUUGCUGGCUCUGCCCCUAAUGUGCUGUAUAGUGCCAGGCAUGUCCCCUGCCCUAUAUGGGCCUCCUCCCGUGACGUGCAGGGCUAGGGUAAGAUGCUCUUGGGUUUCCUUCUCAACACAGCCCUUCCACGGAUCCCUGCACACUGCUCAGAUUCAUUCCCUUCUCCCGUUUCUUCCCCACAGGGGCCUAAUAGCAACAACAGCAGCCCACCAGGAAUCGGGGAGGGCUCAGAGGACAUCGUUGUGGUUGCCCUGUAUGAUUAUGAGGCCAUUCACCACGAAGACCUCAGCUUCCAGAAGGGGGACCAGAUGGUGGUCCUGGAGGAGUGAGUCCCCCUCCCACUCCGCCUAAGACAGAC
Molecule: messenger RNA, 371 nt
Organism: Cebus imitator (Panamanian white-faced capuchin)
Lineage: Eukaryota; Metazoa; Chordata; Mammalia; Primates; Cebidae
Product: tyrosine-protein kinase HCK-like
Exons: 2
Coding region: 106-342 (78 amino acids)
Molecular function (GO): protein binding
Source: RefSeq, a predicted model, not a curated record